Fraxinus pennsylvanica is the source of this 570-nucleotide messenger RNA. The record is from the annotation of a GenBank genome assembly. Lineage: Eukaryota; Viridiplantae; Streptophyta; Magnoliopsida; Lamiales; Oleaceae.
AUGAGAUCAAAUGGAAUCUACGUCCUAGAGGCAUGCUUGUCCAGAAGAGAGAAUGUAAAGAAAGUGACAACAAAGGGAUCAUCACAAUUAAAGUCUCUAUUGUCUCAUAGUGGCAUGACAUAUCGGUUCAAGCAACUUCAACAUUUGGGAGAAUUGAAGAUUCUAUUAUCAAAUUUGGAACCCAAAGAGCAAAGGCUAUUGUUUAAAGGCAAAGAAAGGGAGAAUCAUGAAUACUUGCACAUGGUAGGUGUUAGAGACGAAGACAAGAUUUUGUUGUUAGAAGAUCCAGCCAUCAAAGAGAGAAAACUCCUCUCAUUGGCCGGAGAGCGCCAGACCAGUAUUCUGAGAAUGGCGUCUCAAGACAAAGGUCGGCCAUUGCCGAAAUUCGGGGAAUGGGAUGUAAACAAUCCUGCCUCUGCUGAUGGAUUUACAGUCAUAUUUGCCAAGGCUAGAGAUGAAAAGAAAGCCACGGGAACUGCUGCAACUGCUGCACCACCAUCGCAGACUGUAUCUCAACCAAACGCUUCUUAUGAGUAUUGUGAAAAGAAAAAGUGGCUUUGCUGUUUCUAA